Aspergillus aculeatus ATCC 16872 is the source of this 1547-nucleotide messenger RNA. RefSeq names its product tubulin beta chain. The record is from RefSeq and is a predicted model, not a curated record. Bases 31 to 1386 code for a protein of 451 amino acids. The transcript has 6 exons. Gene Ontology annotation, cellular component: microtubule; cytoplasm. Gene Ontology annotation, biological process: microtubule cytoskeleton organization; mitotic cell cycle. NCBI's taxonomy places the organism in Eukaryota, Fungi, Ascomycota, Eurotiomycetes, Eurotiales, Aspergillaceae. Gene Ontology annotation, molecular function: structural constituent of cytoskeleton; GTPase activity; GTP binding.
CCCCCCCCAAUAUCCUCACCAUCAUCCAUCAUGCGUGAAAUCGUUCACCUCCAAACCGGCCAGUGUGGUAACCAAAUCGGUUCUGCCUUCUGGCAGACCAUCUCCGGCGAACAUGGCCUCGACGGCGACGGCGUAUACAAUGGCAGCUCCGACCUCCAGCUGGAGCGCAUGAACGUCUACUUCAACGAAGCCGGCAACAACAAGUACGUGCCCCGCGCGGUGCUGGUUGAUCUGGAGCCCGGUACGAUGGACGCUCUGCGCUCCGGCCCCAUGGGCGGCCUCUUCCGCCCCGACAACUACGUGUUCGGCCAGUCCGGUGCGGGCAACAACUGGGCCAAGGGUCACUACACUGAGGGUGCGGAGCUGGUUGACCAGGUGGUGGACGUGGUGCGCCGCGAGGCCGAGAACUGCGACUGCCUGCAAGGUUUCCAGAUCACCCACUCGCUGGGUGGUGGUACGGGUUCCGGUAUGGGUACCCUGCUGAUCUCCAAGAUCCGCGAGGAGUUCCCCGACCGCAUGAUGGCCACCUUCUCGGUGAUGCCCUCGCCCAAGGUGUCGGACACCGUGGUCGAGCCCUACAACGCGACCCUGUCGGUGCACCAGCUGGUUGAGCACGCCGACGAGACCUUCUGUCUGGACAACGACGCCCUGUACGACAUCUGCCAGCGCACGCUGAAGCUGUCCUCCCCCUCGUACGGCGACCUCAACCACCUCGUCUCGGCCGUCAUGUCCGGCAUCACCGUCAGCCUGCGCUUCCCCGGCCAGCUGAACUCGGAUCUCCGCAAGUUGGCCGUCAACAUGAUCCCCUUCCCGCGUCUGCACUUCUUCAUGGUCGGCUUCGCGCCCCUGACCAGCCGCGGCGCCCACUCCUUCCGCGCCGUGACCGUCCCCGAGCUCACCCAGCAGAUGUUUGAUCCCCGCAACAUGAUGACCAACGCCAACUUCCAGAACGGUCGCUUCCUGACCUGUUCGACUUUGUUCCGCGGUAAGGUCUCCAUGAAGGAAGUGGAGGACCAAGUCCGCAACGUGCAGAACAAGAACUCGACCUACUUCGUGGAGUGGAUCCCCAACAACGUGCAGACGGCGCUGUGCUCGGUGCCGCCCAAGAACCUCAAGAUGGCGGCCACCUUUGUGGGUAACUCGACCUCCGUGCAGGAGCUGUUCCACCGUGUCGCCACCCAGUUCACUGCCAUGUUCCGCCGCAAGGCCUUCUUGCACUGGUACACCGGCGAGGGCAUGGACGAGAUGGAGUUCACCGAGGCCGAGAGCAACAUGAACGACCUGAUGUCCGAGUACCAGCAGUACCAGGAUGCGUCCAUCUCCGACGGCGAGGGCGUCGAGCAGUACGAGGGUGAGGGCGAUGAGAUCUAUGAGGAGGAGGCUUAAAUCCUUGCCCCAGGUUCGGCGAACUAGCUUGUAAGGGGACGUGUUAAAGGGGAUGAAAAUCUGUUCUCGUCUCAUAUGUGUGCUUCGAUCGACUUGCUUUUGUUGGUCGGUCUUGGCAUUUAUUUACGGACAUAAUAAUUUUAUUGGCUUGGCGGGACUUG